AUGAGAAUAUUAAUAUUGGGUUUAGAUGGUGCUGGAAAGACGACAAUUUUAUAUAGGUUACAAGUUGGAGAAGUAGUCACUACGAUUCCUACGAUAGGAUUUAAUGUAGAACAAGUCACUUAUAAAAACUUGAAAUUUCAAGUUUGGGAUCUCGGUGGACAAACUAGUAUAAGACCUUAUUGGAGAUGUUAUUAUUCAAAUACUGAUGCUAUUAUAUAUGUGGUAGACAGUGCAGAUAGAGACAGAAUUGGAAUUAGUAAAGAAGAAUUAUUACACAUGUUAAGAGUAAGUAUUCACAUAUAA
Messenger RNA from Pediculus humanus corporis (human body louse), 303 nucleotides. Its product is annotated as ADP-ribosylation factor, arf, putative. Lineage: Eukaryota; Metazoa; Arthropoda; Insecta; Psocodea; Pediculidae. The record is from RefSeq and is a predicted model, not a curated record. The coding region runs from base 1 to 303 and encodes 100 amino acids. Gene Ontology annotation, molecular function: GTPase activity; GTP binding. The transcript has 2 exons. Gene Ontology annotation, biological process: vesicle-mediated transport; intracellular protein transport. Gene Ontology annotation, cellular component: Golgi apparatus; cytoplasm.